AUGUUGACGGAUGGAUGGAUUCUCGCGCUGAUCGUGGACGGGCAAGAACUCGUGAAGGGACUGGCACACGUCACCCCGAGGGCCCGCAACGAUAAUAGCCACUGCGGCCUUUGCGGUAUUUUCCAAGAGCCGGCGAAGCUGCGAGGGUACGGAUUGUGGACUCACGGAAACGGCACCAAGAAGUUGUGUGGCGGUUGUCGACAUCGUCUCGAUAAGCACCUGCCCAACGAGCCGUGCCACGACUCCUUCGUCUGUCGCAGCUGUCGGCUAUGCGACUGGGAUGGCAGCGGCGUGGCGAUCGACCGGAGCUGCGGUGCCUGCCUCUGGCAGCGUGCGAUCGAGUUGAAGAUCGUGGACCCGACGGCCGUCGAGGGAGAGAAGAAGGGCGCCCAGGGGAAGAAACACCGUCGAUCGCUGCCCGUUGAUCCGCUGAAGGUCAAGCCCAAGAGGCGCCAGCUGAAGAAGCGUGCCGGC
Messenger RNA from Mesorhabditis spiculigera, 474 nucleotides. The record is from the annotation of a GenBank genome assembly. NCBI's taxonomy places the organism in Eukaryota, Metazoa, Nematoda, Chromadorea, Rhabditida, Rhabditidae.